Microsporum canis CBS 113480 is the source of this 867-nucleotide messenger RNA. RefSeq lists its product as hypothetical. NCBI's taxonomy places the organism in Eukaryota, Fungi, Ascomycota, Eurotiomycetes, Onygenales, Arthrodermataceae. The record is from RefSeq and is a predicted model, not a curated record. The transcript has a single exon. The coding region runs from base 1 to 867 and encodes 288 amino acids.
AUGUCUACACGACUUCGAAAUGUCUGGGUCGAGUUUUCUUCAGCGCCCGGCAUCACCCAAGGAGGCAUAUUUGCGGCAGAUACUAUGACGAACAGACAGUUUCUUAACUGUCUGCGCGUGGCAUUCACUGCGAACGGCGGAUUUCUCACCUACAAAGCUGGCUCGGCGACACCAAUCGAAGUAAAUGACCAAAUUCUGGAGCAUGGAGUUUACAGGCUAUCCCCAGUGGUGCAAGGAGAAGCCGUCACCCAGAGCAAUGAACGCUACUAUAUUCGGACACUAUCACUUUCCGAUACUUCCGGAGACAACGCCUUCAUGCGCGACGUAAGACGACGGGAUGGUCGCUGUGUUAUCACGCAUCGGAUAAAUGUAGAGGCACCAAUCAAUUGGACUACCUAUGAAGCUGCACACAUUUUUCCACUGUCACUCUCAUCUCUUUUUACUCAGAUCGGCCUAAGGAAUACUAUUGAAGACGACCUUGGAGUUAACUCUCCCAAAAACGGGAUUCUUCUCAAAUCGGAUAUCCACCAGCUCUGGGAUACUUAUUCUAUUGCCGUCAACCCUUCCGACAACUACCGUGUGCAGAGCUUCCGACCCAUUUCUGUCGACUACCACAACAUGGAACUACACCCCGUCUGCCGUGACCCUAACGACCCCAACCAUGUUCUUGAUGUAUUGCUCCAAUGGCAUUACGAACAGGCAAUCCUUGCUAAUAUGCGGGGUGCCGGAGAGGUUAUUUUUGAACAUGACUUUCCUCCUGGUACCGAUAUGUUAGGUGAGAUCAGGCAAGCUCCGAUGGCGGCAGAGAGAAUGGAGGCAGAACUUUUUGGCCGUUUAUAUGGAUAUGGCGAGGAAUCGAUGAUGUAA